Messenger RNA from Ceratina calcarata, 2643 nucleotides. RefSeq lists its product as uncharacterized. Bases 394 to 1257 code for a protein of 287 amino acids. Lineage: Eukaryota; Metazoa; Arthropoda; Insecta; Hymenoptera; Apidae. The transcript is spliced from 6 exons. The record is from RefSeq and is a predicted model, not a curated record.
CAGGCUUUGCCGGCGAACGGCGCAACGCGGCAACAGGUAAGGUUGGCGGUCGACGGUCAGCAGGUAACAGGCAGCGGUUCGCCAAGGGAAGGGGGAUCGAUGAACGUAGGCGGAGAGGUGGAAUUCAGGUGCGAGCUGAGAAAACCCGGAUCCGCACUCACGAUCAGUCGAUCGCGGGCAACCAACGCGAUUCAGUCCAGUGCCUUUUUAUUAUACGUUUAGUUUGUCCGCGUUUACCCGAUAUUCGUGUUUCUUUAUUACCUGAAAAAUUGACGUGAUGCGUAUCGAUCCGGAUCGAUCUCGUCAUGUUAAGCGACCACUUCCGCUGAUCUUGGGUAGGAUUCCACCUGUUCUGAGCAAGGAAAGAAGCGUAUUUACGUUUCAGCCCCGCUGAUGUAUCCUGGGACCAGGCGCAUUCCUUUAGGAGGGCGUCCCACCAUGAAUCCACUAUCGAUGGAAUUGAUCGUAACGCUUUUGAUACUAAUCGGUGUCGCGGCGGCUGAUUUUCUUCCGCAAGGGAAGAAGUGCAAGGAAAAACAGUGCUCCGUCGAUGAAUAUUGUAGCGAGUAUGACGAUCAGUGUAAACCGUGUGUGACUCUUUGCAAGAAAAAGCCGUCCGAGUGUAUCGAAUUGUGUAAAGAGUACAUUGUACAUAGUCUAUUCGUCCUUCAGAAAGAGCAUGAAGACUUCCAAACGAACACUGUACACAAUCUAACCGUCCUUCAGAAACAGCAAGAAGACUUCCGAAGAGAAAUCGGACGGCUGCAGAUUCUAGUCGAGGUAUCGAUCGCGGUUGCUGUCCUCGCGUCCCUAUCGACCUUCUACUUGCUUCUGCGGAAAUCUGACCGAUGGAAGAAGAUGCGAGCCGGCCUAAGACGACUGUUCGUCGGCAAAAAGCUAAAGAAGACGGACGAUGGCAACCCUACUAAUAACAACAAUAAUAACAAUCUCCAGAAGACGCAGGAGAACGCGGAACUCGGUAUGGUGAAGCAUAACGGGCUGAAGAUACCGAUGCCGACGAUAAGCGCGAGCGUGGCGCCUGCCCGGCUCUCGGAGAACGGAAGUGGGAACGCAAGCGGCAGCAGGAGCGGUAGUGGAAGUGGAAACGGAAACGCAACGCCGAACACUACCACCACUAAUCUUUCGACGAGGCAUCCCAGCGAGGACACUACCCUCGACUAUGCUUACGACAAUCCGGCGAUGACGCCUAGUCCGGAAACGGUGCAACUCAGAGCGAAGCGAGAAAGUUCGUUCUAAAACUCUUGUUUGUAUUUUAAUGCACAGCUGCUAAACUUGUGAUCCACAGAUCUCAUUCAGUGCGCUACAAUGGAUGUCUCUCAUGAGUCUAUUUAAUUAUGACUGCAGAUUUUGUGCAUUUAUAAUCAAAUUGUAUCCGUAGAUAUGAAGAACGUUUGCCAUAUAUAAAAAUAUAUACAAUAUUAGAGGAGGUACAUAUGGCAAUGUUUAAAUGAUAUAAGAAAUGUCUAUCCAAAAUUGCAUUUUUUUAACUAACAUAUUUUAAUAUAUUUUGCAUACAAAUUCGCAGUCUAAUUAUCAUAAUGCACAGCGGAACGGGGAAAUCAGCUGAUUAAGUGAAAUCAGCUAAUUAAGAAUGAGAACUAAAGACUUCGGCAAUCCGGAUUGCAAGUUUCUUUCUCCACUGAAAUCAAAAGUGACGCGCAUCGAUCAGUCACACGGGACACUGUAUAUACGACAAAUAUUCAAAGUGCGUUAGUUUCGACGCGCUCGAAAUUGUACAUAGACUAUUUUAUUUUAAGUACUUAAUCGUACGCGCGAGAUAUUCAUCUUACGUACGAGUUUCUGUAGAUCCCUAUCAGCCAUUCCGUCCAUGAAAGGCCUUGCGAGCGUGGCUCGAGCAACCCGGCAACCGGGCCGAGCUUCGCAUAGGUCAGCGACGGCACGCGCGAGAUCGAUAAACGAGUGCAUAUACUACGUUAGGUACAUACCGCUACGCGACCGCCCGGCAUCGAUCGAGGAACUCGCGUUCCGUGCUCAAUUCUACUGCUCAACCGUUCUCCGUCCACCGCGCCGUGUAGUUAUGUACUCGCGUGCAAUCUUUCUCUUUUCUAAACGUCCGCUUCUCAAUCAGCGUCGAACUUCUUUUUCAUAAAUCUCAUCUAAUGUUACCGAGAAAUGCACUGCGAAUUUUAUGCAUUUAUAAACACAACGGAGCGGCAGGAAACGGAAACGUUGUGUACAAUGCAUAAAAAUAUAGAAAAUCCCACGAGUGAAUGCAUACUGCAAUUUGUUUAAAUGAUAAGAGAAAUUCCUACUCUUAAUCGAUUACCAUGUGAUUGUUUUAUUCCGCAUAAAGAACCGCAGUCUGCUGAUGAAAGAUUGUACGACGUACGCGAUGAUAGUAAGAGGAGAAUCGAACACGCGGGCCGUUCGCUGACCUUACGAUUAGGAUUAGGAAAUAAGUUACUAGUGCACAACUUGCACAGCGAAUUUCUCAGUCCACGUGAACGAGAAACGGCGUCUUCCACAAAACGCGAGAAAGAGUUUCGUUCACUCUGGACGGUAAGCGCGUUCGUUUAUACAUAAAUACUAUUAACUCUAAGAUUUUUCCUGAUGUAAACCUCGUAGUUUGUAUUCCGAUGAAUAAACACACGAGUGCACACA